This is a messenger RNA of Poecile atricapillus (Black-capped chickadee), 1895 nucleotides long. RefSeq names its product GLIS family zinc finger 2 (gene GLIS2). The record is from RefSeq and is a predicted model, not a curated record. Gene Ontology annotation, cellular component: nucleus. Gene Ontology annotation, biological process: regulation of transcription by RNA polymerase II; smoothened signaling pathway. NCBI's taxonomy places the organism in Eukaryota, Metazoa, Chordata, Aves, Passeriformes, Paridae. Gene Ontology annotation, molecular function: DNA-binding transcription factor activity, RNA polymerase II-specific; RNA polymerase II cis-regulatory region sequence-specific DNA binding.
CCCCGCCGCCGCCACCCCCGCCCCCAGCCCCUGCGGAUGUGGCGGAGCGGCCCGGCCGCCCCGCACCGGCCCCGGCACCGGCCCCGGGGGGCCCCGCUCCGCCGAGCCCCGCACCCCGCCCCGCUUCCCGCCCGGCGCUGAGCCCCCGCCGCAGAGCCCAUCCCGGCACCAUGCAUUCCCUGGAGGAGCCCCUGGACCUCAAGCUGAGCAUCUCCAAGCUGCGAGCUGCCCGUGAGAAGCGGGGCCCCUCCGGCCCCCGGCCCCGCGCUCCCCAGCGCCCGGACACCCCGCCGGCCGGGGAUGGCCGAGGGGGCAGCCGGGGGGGUCGCCGGGCCGUGCCGGCCUCGCCGUCCCCCGGGCUCCUGGGACACUCCAGGCUGGUGGAGCCGCGGGAUGGGCGCUUCCCGGCCGCCGUGCCCGUGGUGGACCUCAGCCUCUCGCCCCGCUCCGGGGGGGAGUCUCCGGCUGGCAGUGCCUCUCUGUCCCCUGAGCGCCAGGGCAGCGGGGACCUGCCCGGCCCCCUCACCCCACACGAUUUCCAGUCCCUGCGCUACAUCGAUGGCCUCCCCAGCUCCUUCCAGUUCUUCCUGCCGCUGGGGGCUGGGGGGGCCCUGCACCUGCCCCCCGCCGCCUUCCUGCCCCCCAGCAAGGAGAAACGGCUCCCCCCCGAGCUGCCCCUGCCCAAGCAGCUCGUCUGCCGCUGGUCCAAGUGCAACCAGUUCUUCGACCUCCUGCAAGACCUGGUGGACCACGUCAACGAUUUCCACGUCAAACCCGAGAAGGACGCGGGGUACUGCUGCCACUGGGAGGGCUGUGCCCGCCAUGGCAGGGGCUUCAAUGCCAGGUACAAGAUGCUGAUCCACAUCCGGACGCACACCAACGAGAAGCCGCAUCGCUGCCCCACCUGCAACAAGAGCUUCUCCCGCCUGGAGAACCUGAAAAUCCACAACCGCUCACACACAGGUGAGAAGCCCUACAUCUGCCCCUAUGAAGGCUGCAACAAGCGAUACUCCAACUCCAGCGACCGCUUCAAGCACACCCGCACCCACUACGUGGAGAAGCCCUAUUCCUGCAAGAUGCCGGGCUGCCACAAGCGCUACACCGACCCCAGCUCCCUCCGCAAGCACAUCAAAGCCCACGGGCAUUUUGUGUCCCCCGAGCACCCGGAGAUGCUCAAGGUCCACCCGCCUCCCAAAACGCCCCUGGGCUCGGCGGAGGUGCCCUACGUUAACGGGGCGCAGCUCGUCAUCCCCAACCCCGCCGCCCUCUUCGCUCCGCCGGGGCUGCCGGCGCUGCCCAUCCCUUUGGCACCGGCACCGCUCGACCUCAGCGCCCUGGGCUGCGGGGCUGCGGGCGCCCUGCCCGCCCUGCCCGGCCCCGUCCUGCCCCUCAACGGCGGCCCCUUGAACUUGGCCAAGAGCCCGCUGCUGCCCUCGCCCUUCGCGGCGGGGCUGGGGCUGCCCGUCAUGUCGCUGCUGGCCGGCGGGGCCAAGGCCGAGGGGAGAAGGGCAGCGGGGCCGAGGGGCGGCCGCCCAAGGCGGGAGGGGCUGGAGAGCCGGAAGGAGAGGGGAGAACGGACGGAGCCGGGGCGGCCGCGGGUGCCCCCCGAGAGCCUGGCACUGCUGCCGGGGGCCGUGCUCGACCUCUCGGCCGGUGUCAGCUCGGGGGGCAGCCCCGAGGCGCUGCCGCCCGGCUGGGUGCUCAUCCCCCCCGGCUCCCUGCUGCUCAAACCCGCCGCUGUCAACUGAGGGGCCCGACGAUGCCCGGGGUCAGCCGCCGGCCCCGUGGGCAGAUCCCGCUCUCUGGGGCCGGGGGGAUGGGGCAUGGCCCCCUCCUCCCCCCGCAGCCCCGGCGGGGCCUCGCUCGUGCUUUUACCCGUCACGAAAGAAGAACGG